AUGGCGCCCAAGAACAAAUUCGAGCUCAAGACCCCCAAGGGCACAAAGGACUGGGAGGGAAAGGACAUGGUCAUUCGUGACCACAUCUUCAACACCAUCACCGAAGUCUUCAAGCGCCACGGCGGAGUCACAAUCGAUACCCCCGUCUUCGAGCUCCGAGAGAUCCUCGCUGGAAAGUAUGGAGAGGAUAGCAAGCUCAUCUACGAUCUCGCCGACCAAGGUGGUGAGAUCUGCUCUUUGCGAUAUGAUUUGACCGUGCCCUUCGCCCGCUUCCUCGCCAUGAACAAGCAAAUCCAAAACAUCAAGCGCUACCACAUUGCCAAGGUCUACCGCCGAGAUCAGCCCGCCAUGACCAAGGGCCGUAUGCGAGAAUUCUACCAGUGUGAUUUCGACAUUGCUGGCACCUACGACCCUAUGCUGCCCGACGCCGAAGUUAUCCGUAUCGUCACAGAAGUAUUCGAGGGUCUUGGCUGGAACGACGGAUACACGAUAAAGCUCAACCACAGGAAGAUCCUCGAUGGUAUCUUCCAGGUCUGCGGUGUGCCUGAAGACAAGAUUCGCACCAUCUCCUCGGCUGUCGACAAGCUCGACAAACUGCCCUGGGCUGAUGUGCGCAAGGAAAUGACCGAGGAUAAGGGACUUGAUGGCGAGGUUGCUGACCGAAUCGGAGAGUGGGUGGUUCUCAAGGGCAAGCAAGAUCUGCUCCAGAAGCUGCAGAGCACUGAGAGCCUGGCAGCCAAUGCAUCCAUGAAGCAGGGUAUGGAUGAUCUUGCUCUGCUCUUCGAAUACCUCGAGGCUUUCGACUGUCUGGAUCGAGUAUCCUUCGACCUCAGCCUGGCUCGAGGUCUCGAUUACUACACUGGACUCAUCUACGAGGUUGUUACUCAGGGUUCCGCCCCUGAAGUUACCCCUGGUCAGGACAACGCGGACUCCAAGCCCGCCAAGAAGAAGGGCAAGAAGGGUGGUGAGGACGAGGACCGUUCUGAUGAUCCUACUGUUGGCGUUGGAAGUGUGGCUGCUGGAGGUCGCUAUGAUAAUCUCGUCGGCAUGUUCUCUGGAAAGAGUCAAAUUCCUUGUGUUGGUAUCUCUUUCGGUGUCGACAGAAUCUUCUCCAUCACGAAGGCUAAGCUGGCCGCUGAGAAGAGCGCUGCUGUUCGCAGCAACGAUGUCGACGUCUAUGUCAUGGGUUUCGGAAAGGGAUUUCUGAAGGAGCGCAUGUCAGUGUGUACCAAGCUUUGGGAAGCUGGUAUCAAGGCUGAGUUCCUUUACAAGGUCAAGCCUAAACUAGAAAAGCAAUUCAAGGCUGCUGAGGCUAAUGGCGUGCCUUUUGCGAUUUUCCUUGGUGAUGAUGAAGUCGCGUCAGGCAAGGUCAAGAUCAAGGAGAUGGGACUUCAGGAUGGUCACCCCGAGAAGGAGGGUGUUCUUGUUGCCCUCGACGACAUGGCCAAGGAAAUCAAGGUUCGACUCCAGCGCAAACGGGAGCUCGAUGCCAUGACCACGCAGGCCGAGGGCCUUCGGGUGGUCCACGGUAUCAAGGGUGAAGAAAAGAAGGAGGAGGAUGCCAAGCCCGAAACAACCCCAGCAGCGGCUGAGCCGACUCCAGGAUCAGAAGAGCAAAGCCCCGCCAACCCAGCGGCAUAG
This is a messenger RNA of Fusarium coffeatum, 1641 nucleotides long. RefSeq lists its product as uncharacterized. Bases 1 to 1641 code for a protein of 546 amino acids. NCBI's taxonomy places the organism in Eukaryota, Fungi, Ascomycota, Sordariomycetes, Hypocreales, Nectriaceae. Gene Ontology annotation, biological process: mitochondrial translation; histidyl-tRNA aminoacylation. The record is from RefSeq and is a predicted model, not a curated record. Gene Ontology annotation, molecular function: histidine-tRNA ligase activity; ATP binding. Gene Ontology annotation, cellular component: mitochondrion; cytoplasm. The transcript is spliced from 3 exons.